AUGACCUCUGCAGACAUCAUCAGCGAAGCUGAAGAACUCGACGAUGUUUCCGAAUCGUCUCCGCUCCUUAGCGACCAAGUCGUAGAUGUGCACACCCUACCUCGCAGGCUUAAGCGACGCAUCAUCCUGCUCCUGUGCGCUUUUGCCUUUAUGAUGAUGCUCGGCGACAGCCUCCAGCCAGCAGCACUGAGUCAAAUCUUCGAAGACAUCAUCUGUGAUGACCACUACAACAAACACCUUUCCUCAAAUAUCAACGCUUCCGCAACCCCCGCGCCGGCUGAUCCAUGCAAGACACAUCCGGUUCAGAAAGAGCUCGCGCUGGUACGCGGCAUCCAGCAGCUGAUGCCUACCUUCGCAGCGCUGCUAUGCACCGUGCCAUACGGCCUGCUGGCAGAGCGAAUUGGGCGCAAGCGCGUCCUCAUUCUGAGCGGUACCGGCGCAUUUGCCUCGCUAGCUUGGGUGCUGGCUGUCUGCUACUGGCGAUUUGGUUCGAUUCGCCUGGUCUGGCUGUCGGGCGCCUUUCUCUUCAUCGGCGGCGGGGAUGCCGUUGCCUCGAGUGUCGUCCAUGUCAUGGUAACCGACACUACGGACCAGGCUGAACGCGCACGGAUCUUCCUCUUUCUGCACGCGGCGGACGUGAUCUCAGGCUUCUUCGGGCCGGCUAUCAGUGCCGCGCUGAUGGAGAAGGGAGAUGCCUGGACUGUCAUGCUACUUGCCCAGGCCGUACUCUUCUUGGGCACAUUUCUGCUCACGCAAUGUAUCCCGGAAACGCUGCGCUUGAGGGACAAGUUGUCUGGCGGCUCGCUGACGUUCACUCCGUCUCAGCUGGCACCUUCGAGUCCUCCCGAAACAGCCCACCCAGUACCUUUAGGUACAAGGUUGGAUGGGGUUGCUCGCGUGUUGUCCUCACCCCAAUCUGUGCUGGCCCGAAACCGACAAGCCCUCUUGCUGCUGUUCGUUUUCGCUCCACAGACCGCAGCCCGGGACCUCUUCACGAUGGUCGGCUUGCAAUACUCUAGCUCAAAGUAUUCCCUCUCCUACAGCCGGGGGAACGUGCUUCUCUCCCUCUUUCAAGGCGCACAAGGCUUCAUAGCCCUUGUGAUCCUCCCCUUAAUCACCCGUCUAGUUGCUGAGCCGCGUGGCUGGACUGGCUGGGCGCGCGACCGUUUCUACGCCAUCAUGUCCAUUGCCGCAACGGCCUCGGGCCUGAUGGUCGUUGCUGUUGCACCCUCGUUGGCGACUGAGGUUGUCGGGCUGCUACUUGUGGCGGUUGGUAGUUGUACAACCGGAUUGUUGAUGAGUUUGUUGGGCGAAGCUGUCCAGCCAAGCCAGGUGAGUACGGUGUAUAGUGUGGCAUUAAUGCUGAGCAUUGCGGUGCGCGGGGCGACAGGGCCCUUGAUGAAUGGGCUAUUUGUGAAGGGGCUGGAGCUGGGCUGGAGCUGGAUGGGCCUGCCAUUUGCUGUGACGGCGGUCCUAAUGGCAGGCGUAAUGGUGAUGAGCACAUUCAUACAGGCAGAGGAGAGAUGGAGGCAAAGACAAGUAACCAAAAGGAGGCUUAGAGAUGAAUAA
Aspergillus thermomutatus is the source of this 1569-nucleotide messenger RNA. RefSeq lists its product as uncharacterized. The transcript has a single exon. Gene Ontology annotation, biological process: transmembrane transport. The coding region runs from base 1 to 1569 and encodes 522 amino acids. Gene Ontology annotation, molecular function: transmembrane transporter activity. Gene Ontology annotation, cellular component: membrane. The record is from RefSeq and is a predicted model, not a curated record. NCBI's taxonomy places the organism in Eukaryota, Fungi, Ascomycota, Eurotiomycetes, Eurotiales, Aspergillaceae.